AGAAUUCACUUUGUUUUAUUUAUCCAGGAAUGCAAGCCACAAACUGCAAGCAUAAUUUCUAAGAUUUCACUUACAACUCAAUUUUUAAUUACUGCGGUUCACGAUUCAGUAAAUUUUGAACUUUGACGUGGUGACAGAAGGUCUCCACUGAGAAACAUGAGCGGAAGUGACAGCGGUAAGGCUACCACGGUUGGUAGUGAAGAUAAAGAUAACCCUGGUAAGAAUGGGUCAAAUCACACAAGUUCAUUGAAGAGACGUCCACGAGCUGCUAUAGCCCAAAAUUUCAGUUCGAUAUACCAUGGGAAGGGCUUAGGAGGCAGAGGGAGGACAAGUAAAGACACUAGCUCAGACGACAGCAGCAGCAGCAGUGAUGAAUCAGACUCAUCAUCGAACAAAAUUUGCUUGGAUAUUGCAUCUCCUCAAAAAAGAGUUCCAAAUUCAAAUCCCAAAUGUCUUGACGCGGAUGAUUUUGAUCUAGAGGAUUUGCCGAAAAAUGAGGUUGCAAAUUACGAGGAUAGCCCUUGCAGCUCUAAAUCAAUCCAGGAGGCAAAGAGGCCUGUAUUUGUCCCGAUUAAACUAAUAAAUAAGCCUGGAAACAUAAUAAAGCACAAUGGCACCUCACCAUUGGACCUCCCAGGACGAGUUCUUAUUCGUGGCCCUCUUCUAAUGUCACCGCUAGCCCUCAUGGCUCACUUCACACAUUACAAAACACUCGUAAAGGGCAUCCAAACCUUAGGAUUGGCUGACUUUAAUGCAUUACAAAAAAGUGUUGCGCCACAUUUCCUACGAGGGGAUGAUUGCUUCAUUACUGGUGGACUUAACAGUGGGAAAUCUUUGUCAUAUAUUUUCCCAUUGCUUGGCAAACUUUUGUCUGAAUUCGACGAUCAAAGUUUUUCUAGUUCGCAUAAACUGAGUUCUAACAGACAUGCCAAGAAAUCGUUUUCACAUCAAAGUCACGAACAUCAACCAGUUGUGCUAAUCGUUUGCACUGAUAGGACAUCAGCAAUAAAGAUUGACGGACAUUUAUAUAGAAUUCUCUUAGCGUGCAACCGGAGAGAACUCUCUCAUGCCGUAAUUUGCAAUGGCGGAGAUCGCAAGACUGUUCAUAAAUGUUUGGACAUCGUCAUUACCAGUGCGCAUUUCCUGUCAAAUUUGCUGCACAACUCUCCAGCAUAUUUUGGAUUCGAGAAUUUGCGGUUCAUCGUUUACAAAGAUGUUGACAUUUUGCUGCGUGCCAAUAACAAAGAGUUUGAGCAUAUUCAAUAUAUUAUGCAUAAUAUUGCGUCCAAGCACAGUCCAUACCUUAUACAGCGAGUGUUCUGUGGGAAAGAUUGGUGCCCUGAAGUUGAAGCUUUGUAUAUGAACUUGAAACCAAUUGCUCAAAAUAGUACUGCGUCCAGUGUGCCAAUAGUUUUCAUCAAUUCGCCGAAUCAAGCAAUUAAGUAUUCUGGCAUGCAAUGGUUUAUGCAUCAUUGUUCCGAUGAUGAAAGAAUGGAUCUCCUGCUGAAUAUUUUGAAAAGCUUGGACUUGUACAAACAUAAAUCUAUUUUCGUCGUCUGCAGUACACCUGAAAUUGCCAUCAAUGUUCACAAGGAGCUGAAAAGAAAUGAAAUCUAUGCAUGUUUAGCAGAAACAGGAACGAUGACACAAGCCGUAUUCCAUCAACUCAGAAUUGAAUGGGAAGACUUCCCAGUGGAUCGAAGACUCAUGGUGCUAAAUGAUGAAAUGCUUAAAGGUCUUCGUAUAUACGACGUCACCUGCCUGAUACAUUUUGACAUACCAUCCGCCAAACCUGGUGGUGCAGUUGACAGAUUCUCUUGUAUGUGGAUGAAUUUCAGGGAUAUCGCGAAUGAAAAGGUUGAUCGUACUGUCAAGUUUCAUAGAAAGGAACUUGCUGCUCAUUUUCUUUUAACUGGCAACGAAGAAAAUUUAUACAAGUUGAAAACAUUCGCUGCUAAUUUACGAUGCGACAUACCACAAUCGCUAGUUGUUAUUGCUGACCAAAUGGGGGAAAACAUAAUGAGUGGGCAGCCUAUCUGCACAGGAAUUAAGGUGUUUGGCCGUUGUGUUGAAACAGUUCCAUCUAAUUGUAAAACGCGUCAUUCGUUUUUACUAACUGAGCUGGAGAAGAAAUCGGUUGUUCCUAGAAAUGGAGAGAUUGAAGUACAAAUUUCAGAGUGCGUCAAUCCAUCCGUUUAUACUGCACGAGUUUUGCGUUGUUAUGAAUUUGUGGACAACAAGAGGAAAUUACGUUUUUCAUGGAUACAGAAUUUUAGAUCUAUCUCUGAGGAGCUAAUGCAUCACUUUAAAGACAAGGAUAAUAGGAUACCUCCCACUUCAUUUGAAAUUGGAACGUUAUGUGCAGUUGAAAGUUCGGACGAAAUAUUCCGAUCGAGAAUUUUACAAAUUAUUACAAGAACAGACUCAAAGCGCCCACAACAAUUGAGAGUUUUUUGUAUUGAUUCCGGGAACUUUUUACAACCAGUUGCAGAUAAAUUGUUUAAACUUCCUGAGACUUUGUCAGCCCAUCCCCAAUUGGCAAUAGAAUUAAUCUUGGGGAAUUUGCAGCCCAUCGACGGAGCAAAUGGGUACGAGUCACGAGUAAACGAGAAAGCACAGGAAUUGACUCUAGGCAAAAUUCUUCUUGGCAAGAUUGUAUUCGCUGUAGGCGAAACAGUAUGGGUGAAUCCUUUGAUCGAUGUUGGACGUGAUGCUGUAGGCUCCACUAUAAAGACUCGAUGUAGCAUUCGGUUGGAUUUGAUUAAAAAGAAGUGGGCUGAAAACAAUGACGACCAUUUGAAGAAUAUACUUAAUUUGUGCCGAAAGACUGGUUAUAGUUGUCCCGAAUUGGAUGAUGUACACGCAAAUCUUGCAAAAAAUUCGCUUUUUAUGUCAAAAUUUCACAACAUCGGCGACGAAUAUCAAUGGGCCUUUGUUGCAACUAGCAGCGUAGAAAAGCCUCAAACUGUGGAAAUUUGGACAUCAUUUACCAUAGACCCCUCUUGCAUUAUUGGCACUAAUGGAAAAUUUGAUAGUCAGUUGAAUGCCGUCAACAAGGAGUUGAAUGAUCAUAUUUCUGAAAUGAUUAGUGAUCGAUGUCCCGAUUACGCUAAAGAGUUUAGUUCAUACUAUCAAGAGGGAAUGGUCGUGGCUGUGAAAGAUCAAAUAGAUCAAAGCUGGUAUCGGGGACUAAUCACCCAUGUUCGUGAAAAUGAGGAAAAUAUUGUCUAUGACGUGUUCCUAGUUGAUAUUGGAGAUACCAAAAAAUCUUCACCGACUGCAGAGCUAUUCCCGAUCCUUCAAAGUUUAGUAACAAAACUUCCAUUUCAGGCUAUAAUUUUUGAAUUGGCACACAUCACACCCACAAAUGGCAAUAAUGAUUGGGAUAGUGAAGUUAUUGAUUGUCUUACGAGCUUAACUAUUGAUGAGAAUAAUGACGGUGUAAUGUUUGACGUUGUGGCUUGGUCGACAAGAAGACAUGAACAUUUUCCGUGUCGGUGCUAUAGUGCAUUUAUGAUCACAUCGUCAGGGGAUGAGCUUGGUGAACUGUUGGUGCUCAAGAACGCAGCAAGCGUCCGUUUUGUUAAAGACGACGAAGAUUUGAAACUGGCCAAGAAGAACAUAUUAACAACCUUGAAUGAGCUUUAUGAUCGACAACAGGUGGAAUUAGGCUCUGACGAAGAGUUGCCCGACAGUAUGACGGACUCUGAUUCCGACAACUCCUUCGAUGUUGUUGGGUAUGAUAGGAAUUCUGUACUAAACUCGUUAGGAAUACAACUACCGGGUGGAAUCCAGGUGCCUUCAUCUGAACUAAAUGAAGCAGAUGAGAUUGAGUUGCAGCCAACAACGAACGACAAAUCGGUGGUCUCCUCAUCUCAUCCAGAUGCUGAAGGAGGUGCAAAGUCAGCUUCUCAAGAGAUGCCUGCCGUCGAAAGUCAUGAAUCUACUCCCGUUGGGGGAUUUAGUACGCUUAAACAUCCCACCGUGGUCUGGAGACAGACCAUGAAAGAAUUCAUCUUAAAGGUUAACCAGGCAGACAUCCUGAAGUAUUCUAUUGACAUAAACAAGAAAAGAAUCAGUUUUCGUACUCUGGACCCACCGGAUUAUGGAUUUGAUAUUGACUGCUUUGGAACAAUUGAGCAAGUUCCCGUCGUUUUCUGUACUGGACAAUAUUUGAAAAUCACAUUAACAAAACGUUCUCAGUGGCCAUGGCCCCGACCGUUGCAUCGACACCUCAAGUUGCGCUGGUUGAAAGAAGAUAUUCAAGAUCUCGACAUUUCCGACGACGAACAUGUGACAAACUCAAACGACGAAAAUAUUCAUCCAAUUGUGCUUCCUGAUGAAGAAAAAUCUGACUCCUCAGAUUCUGAACUCGAUGAUGUUGAGGAUUUCAUGGGUGAAGUUGAUUAAUGUCUGAUUUAAAGUUAGUAUAAAAGUCAUCCAAUCACUAUUAAUUAUUAUUAUGCCAAUAAUUAACUAAUUCAUUGAAAAUCCGUAUAAAAUAUAAUGUUAUAUUGUUAUAACUGUUAUAUAUGUGUUCCUAGUACUAUAUAUUUAUAUAUUUCACCAAUUGUUUUGUCAGUUACGGUAUAUUUAUAUUUUAAAUAAUCAAGGCGUAUAUAUCGUGAGUUACUUGUCAUUUUAAAAAAUUGCGAAAAUAAACAUGAAACCACAAAUUUUGAAAUAUGCAAUCA
Molecule: messenger RNA, 4694 nt
Organism: Folsomia candida
Lineage: Eukaryota; Metazoa; Arthropoda; Collembola; Entomobryomorpha; Isotomidae
Product: putative ATP-dependent RNA helicase TDRD12
Exons: 18
Coding region: 157-4410 (1417 amino acids)
Biological process (GO): transposable element silencing; germ-line stem cell division
Source: RefSeq, a predicted model, not a curated record